UUUAGUAGAAAUUCAACUAAAGAAACUUCAACGUACACGGCCUCAUCCUCUUCCGGCGUCUUCCCAUCUCAACUCCAUUUUGUUCUCUGCUGCCAACCCUAAGCCAUGAAUUCACUGCUCGCGUAUCAGCUCCUUCGCAUCCUAUCCCUCACUCUUCUUCUCUCAUCGUUCUCUCGUAUCUCUAAAUCAAGUGAGUUUUGUGAUGCUGGAACUGGAUUUGGUGAUUCUGGAUGUGUAGUCUCGUCGAAGUCUGCAUCAAAGCUGUUAAUCAAGGGAGGAACUGUUGUGAAUGCUCAUCAUCAGGAGAUUGCUGAUGUUUAUGUAGAGGAUGGGAUCAUUGUUGCUGUGAAGCCUAAUAUUAAGGUAGGUGAUGAUAUUACUGUGCUUGAUGCCACCGGAAAGUUUGUCAUGCCAGGUGGAAUUGAUCCUCACACACACCUAGCAAUGGAGUUUAUGGGUACUGAGACCAUUGAUGACUUUUUCAGUGGUCAAGCUGCUGCACUAGCAGGUGGAACAACAAUGCACAUUGACUUUGUCAUACCAGUCAAGGGCAGCUUAUCAAAGGGUUUUGAAGCCUAUAAAGACAAAGCGAAAAAAUCUUGUAUGGAUUAUGGUUUUCAUAUGGCAAUCACAAAAUGGGAUGAAAAUGUUUCAAGGGAGAUGGAAAUCAUGGUUAAGGAGAAAGGCAUCAACUCUUUUAAGUUUUUCCUGGCCUACAAGGGGGCUCUCAUGAUCAAUGAUGAGCUUCUACUUGAGGGAUUAAAAAAAUGCAAGUCUCUUGGUGCUUUGGCCAUGGUACAUGCUGAAAAUGGAGAUGCUGUAUUUGAAGGGCAGAAAAGAAUGAUAGAACUUGGCAUUACUGGUCCAGAGGGACAUGCGCUUUCAAGGCCACCCGUGCUAGAAGGAGAGGCAACUGCUAGAGCUAUUCGGUUGGCCAGUUUUGUUAACACGCCUCUCUAUGUAGUUCAUGUGAUGAGCAUUGAUGCGAUGGAAGAAAUAGCUAAAGCUCGAAAAUCAGGACAGAGGGUUAUUGGAGAGCCAGUAGUUUCUGGGUUAGUCCUUGAUGAUUCUGGGCUCUGGGAUCCUGACUUCAUCAACGCAGCAAAGUAUGUAAUGAGUCCCCCUAUUAGAGCAUUGGGACAUGACAAGGCCCUUCAAGCUGCUCUUUCAACUGGAAAUCUGCAGCUUGUAGGGACCGAUCAUUGUGCCUUCAAUUCCACACAGAAAGCUUUUGGAAUUGAUGAUUUCCGAAAAAUUCCUAAUGGUGUCAAUGGUAUUGAGGAGAGGAUGCAUCUGGUUUGGGACACAAUGGUGGAGUCUGGCCAAAUCUCAGUCACUGAUUAUGUCCGGAUAACAAGCACUGAAUGUGCUAGAAUCUUCAACAUGUAUCCAAGGAAAGGAGCAAUACUUGCUGGAUCUGAUGCAGACAUAAUCAUAUUAAACCCAAAUUCAAGCUUCCAAAUAACCGCAAGGUCCCAUCACUCUAGAUCAGACACAAAUGUCUUUGAAGGAAGGAAAGGGAAGGGAAAGGUUGAGGUGACAAUUGCUGGAGGAAAAAUUGUUUGGGAAAAUGAUGAACUGAAGGCAGUUCCUGGAUCUGGAAAGUACAUAGAAAUGCAACCUUUUAGUUAUCUUUUCAAUGGAAUUGACAAGGUAGAUGCUAAAUACCUUUCUUCCCUCCAAGCCCCAGUACAAAGAUCCAAAGCUGCAAGUUGAAUCACAGGCACACAAUAUAAGUCUCACAAUUCAGUGUGGUAGCAUGAAAGGAUCGCAAAUACAGAGAGAGAAGACAGACUUUUGAAGACAUCAAGGCCUAAUACAACAAUUAAUGUAGGUCAGGAACUUCCUCUUCCUCUGCAUGUAAAUAAAUUUAAAAAGCAAUAAGAACAAUGAAUACUCCAUAUACUUGCAUUGCAUAUUUAGAGUGUGUUUGGCACUGAAAAACAUGUCUUAACCUUUAUAACAUUUGAAUGAUAAAAAUUUUCAA
This is a messenger RNA of Vitis riparia (riverbank grape), 1987 nucleotides long. Its product is annotated as dihydropyrimidinase. The record is from RefSeq and is a predicted model, not a curated record. Bases 106 to 1716 code for a protein of 536 amino acids. Lineage: Eukaryota; Viridiplantae; Streptophyta; Magnoliopsida; Vitales; Vitaceae. Gene Ontology annotation, molecular function: dihydropyrimidinase activity. Gene Ontology annotation, cellular component: cytoplasm; cytosol. Gene Ontology annotation, biological process: pyrimidine nucleobase catabolic process. The transcript has 14 exons.